GCUGUAGCCCGCAGCGGUGGUUUCGUGGCGCUCCGGGGGUGCUGGCUGCGACCCUUGUGGAUCGAAGCGGCUGAAGCAGUUCCGGAGCUUUUCAUAGCUGAAGGAAAAUGAUGGAGGAGAGUGGAAUAGAAACAACUCCACCUGCCAUGUCCCCACCAAGCACAGAAGGAGCUGCUGCUGCCCUUGCUACAUCUGUCUCAUUAGCUUCACCCAGUCCCCUUGCUACACCAAGCAAGUCAUCUUCUCCCACAUGCUCACCACCCUUGCCAGCUGGAGUGUCUCCACUUCCCCCACCUGUGAUAACUGCAGCUUCUCUUCCACUUGUGCAUUCUGCAAUGGUUUCUACUGCACCACCUCUAACUCCUGUCUCUCCUCCUUCAGCUUUUAGUACCUCCAACUCCCAGUUUUCUACGGCUCCUCCAUUAAGCUCCAGUACUGGUUCUGGUCUUCCUGCACCUCCCACUGGGCCCCCCAUUUCAGGAUUUUGCAUGUCUUCAACCAGUAUUACUAGAGGUCAUGCUGGUCGAGCACCACAAAGCCCACUGAUGCCAUCAUUUUCUGCACCUCUAGUCACAGGUGUGUUGACAGAUCCUAUUACUCAACAAGCAACUUCCUCAUUCCCUUUGCCUCCUGGAACUGUUUCUGCAAUCACCUUUCCCGAGGAGCAUGAAGACCCCAGGGUAUCUACUGCCCAAGGUGGAGCACCUGUGGGAGGACUGUGGGGGUUUAUAAAGGGUGUAGUUGAGAAUCCCAUGGUGAAGUCUGUGCUUGAUAAAACCAAACAUUCAGUGGAGACUAUGAUCACUACUCUGGAUCCUGGCAUGGUUCCAUAUAUCAAAACAGGGGGAGAACUGGAUAUAGUGGUUACUUCCAACAAAGAGUUAAAGGUUGCGGCAAUUCGAGACGCAUUUCAGGAAGUGUUUGGAAUGGCAGUUGUUACUGGAGAGGCUGCACAGUCCAACAUCGCACCCCAACCUGUAGGCUAUGCUGCAGGUUUAAAAGGAGCCCAAGAAAGGAUAGACAGCUUGCGUCGGACAGGAGUAAUACAUGAAAAACAGCCUGCUGUAUCAGUAGAAAACUUCAUUGAGGAAUUGCUUCCUGACAUGUGGUUUGACAUUGGAUGUCUGAUCAUUGAAGAUCCAGUUCAUGGAAUUCAUCUGGAAGCUUUUACCCAAGCAACACCAGUGCCUUUGCAAUAUGUUCAGCAGGCUAAGAGCCUCACUCCUCAGGACUACAGUCUGAGAUGGUCAGGCCUGUUGGUGACCGUGGGCGAAGUGCUUGAGAAGAGUUUACUGAAUGUCAACAGGGCUGAUUGGCACUUGGUAUUCACAGGCAUGUCCUGUCGGCAGAUGAUCUACAGUGCAGCUAAGGCUCUGGCGGGAAUGUACAAACAGCACUUACCACCCAGGACUGUUUGAAAGAAGGCUGAUCCAUGAUACUAAGGAAUACUGGGGAUGAUUCUAGAACUGAAAGCUACAUGUUCUAAUGCUCAGUGGAAACAGCACAUGUUUGUAAUCUAACUGUAAACUGUAUUUUACUUUUUAAAAAGUGAAGGUAAUUCCUGAUAGUUGAAAUGAGCAAUUGCAAUUUUUAACAACUAUGAUCUCCAAUAUGAUUCACAAAACAGGAUAUCUGAACAAACAUGUAUUUGCAAUGGGGAUAAAAAGCAUUACAGUUUGUCAAGUGGAAUGUGCUCUUAUUUGACAUUUAGCAGGCAUUUGCUGAGGUAUUUUUGUUACUGUACCUUUUUUUAAGAAGGGGUUUAUUGUGUAGCUAUUUCUAUUAUAUCAGUAAUAUGAACAUAUUGACAGCACAAUAUGUAUGUUAUGUGUGCAUUGCAAACCAGAGAUUACAUUCUGUAUUUUCUUCAAGCAUGUUCCUAGUUGGUAUGUAACACCUCAUAGGUUUGGUGUCUGUAUUUAAGUUCUCAGGAGUGCUGCUGAGUAGUUUUUACCACACAUAACAGUGAGCUGCUGAAGAAGAGCACGAAACCAUGCCCCAUUAGUUAAAAGUAUUUGCUAAAUAAUUUUGAAAUUUUGAAUAUAAUUUUGAAUUUUCUUUUUAUGUAACAGUAGUGACAUUCAUGUCCAAUAGAACACUGGACAGAUUUCAAGAUGCUUCAGUGGGUUUUAGAUCAAGUACCACAAACUCAUGAAUUUUCAGCAGUUACAACAUAGUUUACUCCAGGGCUUCCAAAUUUCAUGUGGAAUGACAGUCUCUUCUAGCAAGUCAUGGUUGUCAUCAGUUUGGUAUGCAAAAUGGUGAGAUAUGUAUCUGUUGCUUUGCUGUCCUGGGUUUUCUAAACAUUUUAAAGUCUUAAAUGCCUUCUCAUUAUAAUGAACUUGCUUUUCUUAUACAGGUUUUUCAGUGGUGUCAGAUGGUUUUCAUGGCUAUAAGUGGUCUUUAUCCAUGUUCCCUCAAUCUUAACUUGUUAUUCAGAUAUAUGGGAGUAAUUGGUAAGAAAAUAUUUUGGUAAUAAUAGGUUUUUUUAACAAAUGAAGAAUAAAGAAAUACCUUCUGUUUGCCUUAAAGAAGCAGUUUUUCAGCUUAUAUCCCUCUACCUUUAUCUUCCCUAAAUGCUUUCAAAGGAGUUUUUAAAAUACAGUGUAUUGUAAGCCAGCUUAUACUUGUGCUCAGUGAAAGCCAUUGUAUUUCCAAGUAAUAUAUUUUGCCUUAAUUGGCUUACUCUGUAAAUUAGUUGAAUAAAUGUUUGUCCUGGA
Molecule: messenger RNA, 2720 nt
Organism: Calypte anna (Anna's hummingbird)
Lineage: Eukaryota; Metazoa; Chordata; Aves; Apodiformes; Trochilidae
Gene: PRRC1
Product: proline rich coiled-coil 1
Exons: 9
Coding region: 108-1418 (436 amino acids)
Biological process (GO): activation of protein kinase A activity
Cellular component (GO): cytoplasm
Molecular function (GO): protein kinase A regulatory subunit binding
Source: RefSeq, a predicted model, not a curated record